AUGGAUAUAUCUGCUUCAAAAAUCAAAGAUAUUCUCGAUGAAUUUGGUGUUGGUGUUCAUUCAGAAUGUGGUAAACUAGAUAUUGUUCUUAUGCAUCGACCAGGCAAAGAACUUCUUCGAUUAACAAAAGAUAACCAUCAUCUUCUUCUUUAUGAUGCUCUUCCUAAUAUUAUUCAAACACAUCAGUCUCAUGAUAUAUUUUCACAAUAUUUACGUGAUCAUGGAAUACAUGUACUUUAUCUAGAAGAUCUUCUUCGUCAAACACUUAUUUCAAGUGAUCAAGCACGUUCUCAAUUGAUUCAUGGUAUUCUUACUAAUUCUCAUUUCAGUCAUAAUAAUCAACAACAACAAUGUUUAUUAGCUCUUCAACAAUGGUUACUUCAUCGAACACCCGAACAAUUAACUGAAGAUAUUAUUGUUGGUGUGGCUUGUUCACAAGAUGAAUUAGGUACAUCUGAUUAUGCUCAAAUUCUUCUUACAACAAAUAAUUCAACAAAUGAAUAUCUCAUUCCACCAUUACCUAAUCUUUUAUUUAUGCGUGAUGGAUUUUCAAUUAUUGAUAAUCAUGUUUUUAUUUGGCAAAUGAGUAAACCAGCAAGACAAAAUGAACCUCUUCUAUUACAUAUCAUUUUUCAGUAUCAUCCACAUUUAUCAAAUUGUGGAUUAGAAAUCAUUGAAUGGCAAAAAAACAUUGAUGAAACUGAUGAAGAAAUUCCAACAAUCGAAGGUGGUGAUGUUGCUUAUCUUGGUGAUGGUAUUCUACUUAUUGGGUGUAGUGAAAGAACAAAUCGAACUGGUAUUGAAGCACUUACUCGAACAGGUCUUUUUCAUCAAGUUAUUGUUAUUAUGAUACCUCCUCAACGAUGUUACAUGCAUCUAGAUACUAUUCUUAGUUCAGUUGGUAAACAUGCAUUUACAUUACAUGGUCUAUUAGCUGAAACUAUGCAAAUAUAUACUGUAGAAAAUCAAUAUUCUCAACAAAAGACAUGUUUAAAACCAAAAUGGAUAUCACAUGGUUGUAAUGUUCGGCAAACUCUUCGAAAACUUCUAAAUAAUCCUGAUUUAAUAUUUUAUGAUGCAAAAGAUGAACAAACAUCGAUUGAUGAACAACGACAAUGUCGACAUAAUGUUGUUGUUAUCGAUGAUUGUCAUGUUGUCACUUAUGCUGGUAGUGAUGCUGAAAAAGGUAUUGUUACUCAUAUGACUCACAAUAAUAUGUGUCGAGUGGGUCUCAUACCUUUUGAAGGUCUAUCAGAAGGUGGUGGUGGCGUUCAUUGUAUGACAAAUGCUGUUCGACGAAGACCAAAAUAA
Molecule: messenger RNA, 1311 nt
Organism: Adineta steineri
Lineage: Eukaryota; Metazoa; Rotifera; Eurotatoria; Adinetida; Adinetidae
Source: the annotation of a GenBank genome assembly